Messenger RNA from Eimeria necatrix, 1047 nucleotides. Its product is annotated as leucine rich repeat protein, putative. The record is from RefSeq and is a predicted model, not a curated record. Bases 1 to 1047 code for a protein of 348 amino acids. The transcript is spliced from 2 exons. Lineage: Eukaryota; Apicomplexa; Conoidasida; Eucoccidiorida; Eimeriidae.
AUGCCAACUGCUGCGCCUCACCGCUACACCGUGUCAGUGCCCGGCCCUCCUUUGGACUUUUCUUUUCGCAACUUGAGCAGCUUGUCGGACUUGAACAUCGACGGCAGCGCGAGGCCGGAAGCAGCAGACGCUGCGCUGCAGCAGCAGCAGCAGCAGCAGCAGCAGCAGCAAGCGGGGGGCGCCCUCUCUGCGGGGUCCGCGUUGCUGCUGGAGCCGGCGGACGCCGCGUCGCCGCCGUCGGCCGCUGCAGCAGCGGCGGCCGCAGCAGCAGCAGCAACAGCAACAACAGCAGCAGCAGCAGCAGCAGCAGCAGCAGGCGGGAGAGCCCGCAGGUCGGUCUCGAACUCGCCAGUUGUGCGCAAGUCCGUUUGCCUCACGCGCAGCGACCGAGUGGUGUCAGUUUGCUGCUUCGGGCUGAAGAGCAGCAAAGAAGCAGCAGCAGCAGCAGCAGCAGAGAAGAGCAGCAGCAAGCAGCAGCAAAAGGUGCUGGUGCAGCGACACACAACAGCAGUGCGCCUCAACAACAACUUGCUGCAGGAGGCGCCGGGGCUGGGCCUGCUGCUGCGCGGGCUGCUGCAGCAGCCGCAGCAGCAGCUGCUGCAGCAGCCGCAGCAGCAGCUGCAGCAGCAGCUGCAGCAGCAGCUGCUGUGGCUGGACUUGUCCUUCAACCGCUUCCAAGCCAUUCCUGCUGCUGUUGCGCAGCUGCAUGCGCUCGUCUGUCUGUACAUACACUCCAACCAAGUCCUCCAGGGCUCUUCUCUUUUCUUUUUGCAACAAAAUAAAUCUCUCAAGUUCUUCACUCUCAUGGCCAACCCCGUCGAGCUCCUCCUCGGCAAACAAUACAGGCUGACAGUGUUGGCCGCUUUGCCUUCCCUCAAAGCCCUCGACUUUUCGCCUUUUUCUCCGGACGAGCGCAGCGCCGCCUCCCGCCUUAACCCCGAGUUGAUUAUCAAGCGAGCUGCCAAGCAGCAGCAGCAGCAGCAGCAGCAGCAGCAGCACCUGCAGCAGCAGCAGCAGCACCUGCAGCAGCGCAAGGAGCGCCAGUAG